This is a messenger RNA of Tripterygium wilfordii, 3336 nucleotides long. RefSeq names its product putative pentatricopeptide repeat-containing protein At1g16830. Gene Ontology annotation, molecular function: protein binding. The transcript has 5 exons. The record is from RefSeq and is a predicted model, not a curated record. Bases 177 to 2012 code for a protein of 611 amino acids. Lineage: Eukaryota; Viridiplantae; Streptophyta; Magnoliopsida; Celastrales; Celastraceae.
UGAAGAGUUUGCUCUUCUGCAGCCAGCAGGGUUUUUGGAAAAACCCUACGACUGUCUGUCCUGGCUUUUGACUACUUUGGUUUUCUGGGGUAGUAGUAAUGGUUUCAAUAUAGAUCGAAUCGAAGCUCUUUCGUGUUAUAGUUGCCUCUGAUGCCCAUUCUUCCAGGAAGCUCAAUAUGCUAUGGCAACACAACCGGAGCUUGUUUUAUGCGACACAGAUACGGAAAAUCUUCAGAAGUUGCUCCCUUCGCUUCACAUCAUCAUCACCAGCGAUGAUACCUGCACCUAUAUCUGACAAAACCCAUAAAACCCACAAACAUCCUCCAGAGUAUCUUGGCCAAGAUUCAUAUUUGCUCAAGGAAUUUAAAUUCACUUUGACUCCUGAGAUUGUGCACUCUACUUUGCUGAAUUGCCCAUCUGACUUGAUUGCUUUGAGCUUCUUCUUGUGGUGUGCUAAAAGACCAAAUUACUUUCACGAUAGUCAAGGGUUUGCACACAUGGUUCCAGUUGUUACUCGCUUGAAAAGUCGAUACAAAUCUGUGAAAGGGAUUUUGGGGCAACUGUAUAGUGUUUGUUGUGUCAUAAAGGCUCAAACUUUUUUACUACUUUUGGAGAUUUGUUGGCGUGGAGGAAUGUACGACAUGGUUUUUGAGGUAUUUUUUGUAAUGGAGAGUUUUGAUUUUCCGCCUAACACAAAAGCAUGCAAUAUGUUUAUGGACGCAUGUUUCAAAAGAGUUUCUGUGGAUGCAGGUUUGACGGUUUUGGAAGAGACCCGGUUCCCAAAUUUCUUGAGUUUUGACCUUGCCUUGCGUAAUUUAUGCAUGUUAAACGAUUUGUUUAAUAUUAGGUGGGUUGUUAGAGAUAUGCUGCAGCAUGGUUAUUAUCCUAAUGUUAUUUCCUUUGAGAAGAUUUUGAAGUGCUUUUGUAAGAUGGAUAGGUUGCCUGAAGCGCAGCAUGUAUUAGGUGUAAUGAUUACUCUGGGAAUUUCUUUCUCUGAGGCUGCUUGGAGUAUGGUGAUAAAUUUGUUCUGUAAAUUGCAUCAACUUGGCACUGCAGGAUCUUUAUUGCGGAAGAUGGUUGAUACUGGUUGUUCUCCUAAUGUUGUAACUUAUACAGUUUUAAUAAAGGGAUACAUAGAAUCCCAAAUGGUUACUGAUGCGUUUAACAUUUUAUCUAAAAUGCUAGCUGAAGGGAAAACCCCUGACUUGGUCCUUUACAAUGUAUUAAUAUAUUGCUUGUCUAAGGCUGGGAGGUAUGAUGAUGCCCUUGAUGUUUUUAUAAGCUUGUCAGAACAGAAGUUGGUACCUGAUUCAUACACAUUUUGUUCUUUAUUAUCUGCAAUAUGCUUGUCCAGGAGGUUUACUCUUCUUCCAAAGUUAGUUGCAAGGUUUGUGGGAAAUGCUGACAUUAUGGUCUUGAAUUCACUUUUAAGUUAUUAUUGUAAGGCUGGAUUCCCUUCUCUUGCUGUGGAGUUAUGUGUUGAGAUGCUCAACAGAGGUUUUACACUUGAUGAAUAUAGCUUUGUUGGAUUCAUUAAUGGACUAUGUGGAGCAAGAAGAAUCGAUGAAGCAGUCAGUGUAUACCUUCACAUUGGCAAGAAUCAUUCCAAUCUUGGUCCCCAUGUUCAUACUGUAAUCAUGGGUGGGCUCAUCAAAGAAGGUAAGUAUCAUAGAGCUAUCAAACUCUUUAGGAGAGCCAUCGAUGAGAACUACCCGCUGGAUGCUGUAUCAUACAUGGUUGGUAUCAUUGGACUUAUCAAGGGUAAAAAAAGUGGCGAAGCUUCUAGUUUUUAUAACCAAAUGAAGGAGUUAGAUAUGUAUCCCAAUGCACAUACAUAUAGCGUACUGUUGUCAUUUUUCUGUGAGGAAAGGAAUACUCAAAUGGUUGAGCAGUUGUUGGAAGAUAUCACUCAGGCAGGUAUUGAGCUAGAAAACAAAACACUGGCCAGGGUUUCUAAAUUUUUAUGUAAAUAUCAUCCAAAAUUCCGAAUUCUUCGGCCCUCAACUGAUUGAAAUGUGGAAUUUCGGGCUGAUGGCUGAUCAAGCAGUAGAUACUAUGUUGUCUGGAGGAUCUGUCCAUGUUGUAAAACAAAGUGAUCCAAACCAUUCAAUAUUUAAAGGGUAAUUGGAAGAUUAUCCUUUUGUGGAAUCAUCCGAUUUUCUGGUGACCUUUGACUGCUUCCAUGUCUUGACAUGAAUCUUCCAGAAGAAAUUCUCAUGUACCUGGACUGAAACAAUUUCAUUUUCUGGAGCUCUACAACACAUUUGAACUCUAGUAUUAUAAAGGUAUGAUUGAUUUUGCCUAUAUAAUUGCAUCUGCGAGCUUGUGCAUAAAAUUAUUGGAUUAGUAUUUCAAUGGCUUCUUCUGGUGAUUGAAUCUCCAAUUAUGAAGUUGUGAAAAUUUUCAUUCUAUAUUUGGCCCUUGCUACCUGCUUUUGGAGUUAGACUUGCAUUUGUCUUAUACAAGACAAGGGUUAAAAUGAGUAUUAAUCAUGGCCUCAGUCAAUUCAGCAAUGCUAGACGCUAGAGCCACCUUUUCACUUCGUUCUAAAUUACAUUUGUCGAGUGUUUCUUUUUUCUGUCUAGGGCACCAUUUUUUCUAUAGCCAAGUGGAGGUCAAUUUUUUUUAUCAUACAUGCUAUAAUAAUAUCCUAUGAAAAGAAAUUAGCCAAUUUUGGAAUUACUUCUAAGUUUCACUUGAGUAUUUUGAGCAUCAUCAGCCUCAUAAACUUAGUCUGCAUGGUUUUCUAGCUACAUUUUAUUCAGAUGUUUAUAAAUUAUAGGCAUAUAUGUUUCGUUCAUCUCAAUUGGUUAUAGUUCUUAAUUUGUCCCAUUCCCAAACUGCAUGCUUAAAUCAAUACUUCUUCGGGCAGAUGAUUAAGCGAGAAUGAAGUGCAGAAGCAAUGUGAAGGUGACUGAAGAUUUAGAAAUACGUGAUAGAUGUUUCUUGGUGCAACAGACUUCGAAUUCCGGCCUUCCAGUAAUGAAGCAGGUCGAUGGAGGUAGUGAAGUGGGCUCUAAAUUUUCAAGACCCAAACUGACUUUUGAUCAGUUGGGUGGAAAGGGCACAGGGAACCACAGAUCCAUUGGGUGGUAUUCCAUGGAGAUUGGUCUUCAAGUUUUGGUUCCUUUAGAUCAUGAUCUCGAAUCCUGAGCAGUUGCACUCAAGAAAUGAAUUGUCGUUUUUAUCUGUUCAUAAUUUCAGUGGGUUGGAAUUUGAAUCUCUGUGCUGAAAAAUACUAAAACAGAGAUUCAUAUGAACUUGAGGUUUUUCUCUGCUUGUUAUCAAGAAAAAUCAGAAUAUGUUGGAUUGGCCUCGAAGUUUGAAUCCUUCAAA